AUGUGCUUCCUAUUCACGGACCCUGACCUCAUCAUUGAUGAGCCCCAAUUGCAAUCUGCCAACCUCAACACGGACAAAGGGGGGGACACCCUAUCAGAGAAUGAGGCUUCACCGACCCGCCGGAGAUAUGAGCCUCGUGAUUUAAAAGACCUGACUGGUCAUACUUUCGGUACAAUUCCUCCGGAUUUCAAGCCAGUACUUACCAUCCCCCGGACAGAGCGCCCUGAUCAAGGCAUCUCGGAACUUCCAGCCGACUUAACGAUCAUUGAGAGGUUUACCACAGUCACUCAUUCAGAACAAUCCAUAACGACGAGUAGUCCGCGAAGGCUCAACCCAGGCACCGAGAUAGAGAUAAUCACCAUUGUUGAUGGAACUAAGUUCAUCCCCCCAAGCAGCACAUCUGACGUGACGAGCCCCAGUCAGGGGCCAGAGCACACUUCACCUAAGGAGACGACUACUGAGGUGCUCAGCUUGAGCACUGAGACGACAUUGUUCGCUCCAUCCUCUGACAGACCAAGUGAGGCAAGCUCUUGGACUACAUCAUACACAACCGAUUCAAACACAGAGCUUCUACCACCGUCUUCAUCCCCACCUGCAUCUGGAACGUCAGCUCUAUCAGAAACCACAAGAAUUAUAGUAGGGGUUUUUGCAGGUGUUUUUGCCCUUUUAGUUGCGAUAUUCGUCUUUUGUGUGGCACGAUGGUACGUAAAGGGACCAAAAUCGCGGCAUAGAGAACAACAUGAACUGCAACCUGAACCGCGACAUCGACCGCGAUAUGAACCGCGGCAUGAAUUACAAAACGUACCGCAGUAUGGGCAGCCAGCUAAUGUAUCUGUCCAGGUUUACCAUAACCAUGCCGAGAUACAGCCACAACAAGCGGUUGCGGACUAUGGGUGGAAAGCUUGA
Messenger RNA from Fusarium verticillioides 7600, 906 nucleotides. RefSeq lists its product as hypothetical. The record is from RefSeq and is a predicted model, not a curated record. The coding region runs from base 1 to 906 and encodes 301 amino acids. The transcript is spliced from 2 exons. NCBI's taxonomy places the organism in Eukaryota, Fungi, Ascomycota, Sordariomycetes, Hypocreales, Nectriaceae.